This is a messenger RNA of Lasiosphaeria miniovina, 555 nucleotides long. RefSeq lists its product as uncharacterized. Lineage: Eukaryota; Fungi; Ascomycota; Sordariomycetes; Sordariales; Lasiosphaeriaceae. The record is from RefSeq and is a predicted model, not a curated record. The coding region runs from base 1 to 555 and encodes 184 amino acids. The transcript is spliced from 6 exons.
AUGGCCGGGACCUUGGUUGCUCAGGCUUGGUUCUUGAUUGACCCAGGCCGACCCCGCUCCAGAGACAAGUUCGCCAAUGUCGCAAGCAAGAAAGACAAAGUCAAAGCCGGAAUUUCCAUCGCCGAUGGCCCUAUCAUCUUCUUCUUGGGCGAGGACCUAAGGAUGCGCCGGUUGCUAUGCAUGCAAACGAUGCACGCAUUGCGUUGUUUCCCGAAAGAAACGCGCGCGUACAUCAUAGACACGCCACGGCGGCCAAUAGGAACUCGCCACCCCACGGCAGAUGCUCUGAAGCCCAACCUUGAGAGCCGAGAAGCGCGCAUGGGCCUUGUUGAGUACAACACAGCAUGCACCGAGCAUGCCGGUAACCAGAUUGUUGUCGGGCUACUUCGCUUCAACCCCUCAGAUGGAAAAUGGACUCCAUCCCCUUUCCCCGCUUCUUGGAAUUGCGGAGCCGUGUUGCUACAGCGCAUGCAAAGCAGUAGGCUCGUCUCCGGCCUGGAGAAGCCGUGCUCUAAAACAUUGACCAAGCCCGAGGUCACCGACAAGCUGCGCUAG